GGGAUGGCGAAUCUAGCAUCUUGGCGUGGAGGAAGUCGUGGGUCGCCCAUCGUGGAUGGUUUGCCACAUAUAGAUCCAUAGCCCGGCUCAUCAGAUGCAGUCUCAUCAUCUAUCCUCAGAAUAUCCCUAUCUCCAUAUCUCCAGAGUUGUUUCGUCUCCUGUGAUACAUCAUGCAGCCAUAUACUCCAGAUGAUAUUGAUCCUUCCCCACCCAGGACCACUAACACCGGACACCUCCGGUUUGCCGAAGACAAGGGUGGCCUCUGGUCCUCUGGAAAUAGCACGAAUGUCUCCUUCUCAGUGAAUCAACGGGAAGAAACCAUCUAUGGAACCAUCACCCGACACUUCAAAGCCGACAUCGAUAGGAAGUAUGCAGAUUGGAUGCUAGUAGUCUGCGGCUUCGUCGGCGGACUGGUUGACGGACUAUCCUUCAAUGCAUGGGGAAGCUUCUCAAGCAUGCAGACAGGAAACACUGUCUUCCUAGCCCUCGGCGCAUCAUCCCAACCCCGAUACCCAGCCUAUCUCUGGGCCAAAGCACUCAUUUCCCUAUGCACCUUUAUGACCAGCAACGUCCUCUUCAUUCAAGUAUCCCGAAAGCUCAAUCCCCUCCGUCGCUCCACAAUGGUCCUUUCAUUUGCCGUCCAAACCAUCUGCCUUCUAACCGCCGCCAUCCUCGUCGAAGCACAGGUCGUGUCCCCGAAACCGGAGGAUCCUCGUGCCCCAAUCCAAUGGAUGCAGAUCAUCCCCAUCUCACUCCUUGCCUUCCAAGCCGGAGGACAGAUCUGUGCAUCGCGGAUUCUCGCCUACGACGAGAUUCCUACCGUAGUCCUCACCGCACUGCUGUGCGAUCUCCUUGUUGAUCCGGAGCUCAUGGUGAAGAAGAAUCCCAAGAGAGACCGACGGAUCGGGGCCUUUCUGGCCUUGUUUCUGGGGGCUAUGACAGCCGGAGGACUAGUGAAGGUUGCCAGCAUGGCGAGUAGUUUGUGGUUUGCUUUUGGGUUGAAAUUUGCCGUCACUCUCGGUUGGAUUGUGUGGAGAGCUGAUGGCCGAGGGAAGGAUAAUGGAGGUAUUGUCUGAUAUGAUCCUUGGUGCUUAUCAGUUUCCUAUUUGUUACUUUCAGCUUAAUGCUAUGAUCUCGGGAAUUCCACAAUGUCUUUCCUUCGGUAUACAAAUUGA
Molecule: messenger RNA, 1175 nt
Organism: Aspergillus sclerotioniger CBS 115572
Lineage: Eukaryota; Fungi; Ascomycota; Eurotiomycetes; Eurotiales; Aspergillaceae
Product: YoaK family protein
Exons: 2
Coding region: 171-1076 (301 amino acids)
Source: RefSeq, a predicted model, not a curated record